UAGGUCGUAACUAAGGAGGUUGAAAGACUUUGAUGGUUUUUCUCGAUAGUUUUUUAUUGUUACUUGGAAAUGGCUGCUAAAGCGACCACUAUAAAAGAGGCAAUCAAACGGUGGGAAGACAAGACAGGUCAACAAGCCGCCACCGCCACUGAAGUUAGUUUGAUUUUCCAAUGGCCACCGAUAGAAAAAAUGGAUAACUCUCUGUCUUGCCUAACCAAUUGCGAAAAGUUGAGCCUCUCAACGAACUUGAUUGAGAAAGUUUCUGGGUUAAAUAGCUUGAAAAAGCUUCGUGUCCUUUCUUUAGGAAGGAACUACAUAAAAUCAUUUGCCGGUAUGGAGUGUAUAGGGGACACACUAGAAGAACUUUGGGUCUCUUACAACUUAAUAGAGAAAUUAAAAGGAAUUAAUGUAUUGAGAAACCUGAGGGUUCUGUACAUGAGUAACAACUUGGUGAAAGAGUGGAGCGAAUUUAACAAACUGCAGGAACUUCCUCUACUAGAAGACUUGCUUUUCGUUGGUAAUCCUCUGUACGACGGGUGCGAACUCGAGGCGUGGCGUGCCGAGGCCGCCAGAAGGCUGCCCAACUUGAAAAAACUGGACGGGGAGACAGUUCUCAGAGAAGACGAACCGCCUUUGACUGUUGCCGAUAUGCAGCCUGACGGAGGGGAUGCCGUAGAAACGCUAGUUAGCGCAGAAACGAACGAUUAACUGCCUCAUAGUCAUUGAUCAUAAUUAUGACAACAUUCUUACUACAAGACACAGAAUACAAUGAAUCUUAUUUAUUCACGAUGUUUUUACCAAUAAUAGACGCACUCGAUACUGGGCAAGGCUCUUUGCCGUUGAAAAACAUACAUAAUUGGAGUACAGCUGGUGUGCUCUUUAGUUCGUUUUUUUUUGCAUUAGAAAGAACUUGCAAGAAGAUAAGCGAUCUUGACAUGUCUUUUAAUUGAAAAACGCUUUUUAAAAAUCAAAAACUAUUACUUAUGAAAGCAGAAGAAUAUAAAUGAUCGUAUUAGAUUCAUAAUUGUUACAUAUUUGCCGUAACUUAUUUUUAAAAUGUGUUUUUCAAUGAAAAGAUACAUCAAGAUUGUUUAUCUUAUUUCUAAUGCUAAAAAAAACAAAUAGUGAGUACAAUAAAUGAGUUUUUUCAAUGGUUUUUUCCCAAUAGUUGACGGUCUUCGAAACUGGAUGAUGAGCUUAUCAGUAUAGUUAGUUUUUUUAG
Cydia fagiglandana is the source of this 1222-nucleotide messenger RNA. RefSeq names its product dynein axonemal light chain 1-like. The coding region runs from base 70 to 708 and encodes 212 amino acids. The transcript has 5 exons. Lineage: Eukaryota; Metazoa; Arthropoda; Insecta; Lepidoptera; Tortricidae. The record is from RefSeq and is a predicted model, not a curated record. Gene Ontology annotation, molecular function: dynein heavy chain binding; alpha-tubulin binding. Gene Ontology annotation, biological process: outer dynein arm assembly. Gene Ontology annotation, cellular component: cytoplasm.